AUGUUUCACUGGUAUAAUGACCAAAAGAAAAACAAUAUCAAAGCUACUCAGGCUUGGGCAGCUUGUUGGCCCACUAAACCCAAUUCUCCAUCUCAUUCACAAGCAGAACAUAGCCCCAUAAUUGAUGCUGAACAUGAAGGCUCAAGUGCACAUGAUGUGGGGUCACAUAGUGUAGCACAUGUCCCAAUAGAAAUUGAUUUGGACAAGGACUCAGGGUCUGACUGUGGAUACCUGGGUGGUGUCAAUGCAGAUUACUCAGGCAGUGAUUUGGAAUAUGAACCAGAUACAUCAGAGAGUGAAUGGUCUGAUGAUGAAAGCCUUUGUGAAUUUGGGGGUGAUGAUUUGAAAGAAAACUUGGCUGCUCUCAGAGCCAAGGCUGAAAGUCUCCAUGAUCACCCAAUGGCUGUUCCCAUGUUUGAGAAGAAGACAGCAGUAGAAUGGGAGAAGCCCCAGAAUUUGAACUUAGUAUCUGACUUCAAGUUACUACCUGCUGCGAGUCAUGGAUUGUGUUACCUCUCUGAUGAGUCCAAUGAUGGGACAGAAUCUGAUGGUGAUGAUAGUGAUGGUGAUAGUAGUGGUCUUGCUGCAUGCCAAAAUGAUCAGCCAGCUGUUCCACCAUUGAAAUGGUGCAAGCUUGAUGUGCCCCACCAUGAGCAGAGAAGGCUGGCAAAGGAAACUCAACUUGAGGAGAUGAAGAAGGCAUUGGCUUCAAUAGAAAAGCUUUUGAAGGUGAAAAAAGCAUUGUUUGUUGGAGGUCCAAAUGGGUUGCAGGCAAAACAUGCACGCUCAAUCCAGAGUUACCUCACAAUGGUCAUCAAGAAGAAAUGUCUCUCCAUUGAUGUGUCACAGAGGGCAGCAGAAAGUCAUGGAUUUGCUGCAAACUGGGGUGGCCACCAAGUGUGCAGCUGGACCAGGCUGUGGGUGGCAGAUCACAGACUCCCUGAAUCUUUACAAGGUCAACAUGCAAAGGUGUACUCCCUUCUUGGUGAUCCCACCAUUGCCACUGAGCUGCGCACAUAUGCCCACUCAAAAAAAUGGGUCAUAAAUCCAGAAAAGCUCAUUCAACUCUCACAAGAUAGGCUUAUCCCUGCUGAGGCCACAAAAUAUGCACAAAAACUUGUUGAGGAGGAGAUGCCCCAUGGUCUGAAAAAGUAUAUGGAGCUUGAAAUAUUCCCCAUAUCCAUCUGA
Suillus subaureus is the source of this 1188-nucleotide messenger RNA. RefSeq lists its product as uncharacterized. The transcript has 2 exons. The record is from RefSeq and is a predicted model, not a curated record. Lineage: Eukaryota; Fungi; Basidiomycota; Agaricomycetes; Boletales; Suillaceae. The coding region runs from base 1 to 1188 and encodes 395 amino acids.